AUGCGUCUUUUUGAGGAUCUCUCGCUUUGGCCCUUGGUUGUUUACCAGGGCGUUGUGAACCGACUGCCAGGAUGGAACAACGAUAACCUGACUGUCUCAAUCCAAGGUGGCACAGUCCAGGGCAGGUCUAGCAACGGCGUUGACACCUUCUCCGGGAUUCCCUACGCUCAACCCCCUGUCGGAAACCUACGCUUGCGACCUCCACAAAGGAUUACCCGUCAGCUAGGGACCAUUGACGGUACAGGACACGCCAUGGCCUGUCCCCAGCAGCAGCCCCGAGAGCAAGACUUUCCCGGGAUCAUGAAUCUUCUGUCUUUUCUUGGAGACUCUGGUGUCACCGUCCCAGCUCCGACUGAUCAAAGCGAAGACUGCUUGACUGUUACAGUUACCCGCCCCAGUGGUACUACAAGUCAGGAUCGCCUUCCGGUUCUAUUUUAUAUUUACGGAGGCGCUUUCGAGAUUGGGUGUACUGAAGACAAUGACCCCGCAGACUUUGUUCGAUACGGGGUUGACAUUGGCAAGCCGUUUAUCUUUGUUGCGGUGAACUACAGGAUAAAUGGCUUUGGCUUCUUGCCCGGUCAGCGAGUCGCAGAAGAAGGCGUUGCAAACCUGGGACUCCUCGACCAGCGUCUAGGGCUGGAAUGGACGGCAGACAAUAUCGCCAGUUUUGGCGGCGAUCGCACCAAGGUCACCAUCUGGGGCAUUUCGGCGGGCGCCAUCUCUGUCUUUGAUCAAAUGGCGCUGAACAAUGGCAACCACUCGCAUUCGCUUACGGGGAGGCCACUGUUCCGCGCGGCAAUCAUGAGCUCCGGCAGCAUGACUCCAGCAGAAUCCGUGUCUUCGGAGAAAGCCGAGCGAGUGUAUGAAAGGGUGGUCGAAGCUGCCGGUUGCAGCGAGGCUGAGAAUAGCCUUCAAUGCCUGCGGGAGGUUGAUUACGAGAUCUUUCAUCAUGCUGUCUCGACCUUGCCGGGCCCCCUGUCAUACAAUGGCCUUGCCCUUUCAUACCUCCCGCGCCCAGACGGCAAGACACUCCGCGAAAGCCCUGAGAUUCUCGCAAGGGAGGGAAGAUAUGCCGCCGUGCCAAUGAUCGUAGGAACCAUGGAGGAUGAAGGGACGUUGAUCUCUAUCCUGCAGAGCAACCUGACUACGACUGAACACCUCGCCGACUACCUGCAGGGGUGCUUCUUCGCCGAGGGGAACCAAGAUCAGAUGAGCGAACUUGUGCACACUUAUGGUCAAGGUGAAGCGUGUGUUGAGAAUGGCAGCCCCUUCGGAACCGGAUUCGCCAACGAGGUCUUCCCCGGCUUCAAGGAGCGAUCGGCCGUCAUAGGAGACGUCAUCUUUAUCUUAAUGCGGCGACUAUUCCUGACGUAUAGCUCCACCGCCCAUCCAGAUGUUCCAUCGUGGUCGUACAUGGGCAGCUUCAACAAGGGUGCACCAGUGUUCGGGACAACACACGGAUCCGAUACAGCUCCUUUCUUCAACGGCAAUGGGACAGUAUACGCGGCCGAGACUUUUCGCCGGCAUUUCAUCAACUUUGUCUACUCGCUGGAUCCGAAUAAAAGCGACGACCACCAGAGCUGGCCGCGUUGGGCCAACAGCCAGGAGCAGCUCCGGGUCUUCGCCUCGGAGACAAGCUUGAUUGUGGACCGUUACCGCUCGAGGGCUUUUGACUGGAUAGCAGAUAACGUUGGGAUUUUGCAUGUCUAA
Molecule: messenger RNA, 1710 nt
Organism: Aspergillus calidoustus
Lineage: Eukaryota; Fungi; Ascomycota; Eurotiomycetes; Eurotiales; Aspergillaceae
Source: the annotation of a GenBank genome assembly